Hyphopichia burtonii NRRL Y-1933 is the source of this 605-nucleotide messenger RNA. RefSeq names its product Ino4p (gene INO4). The coding region runs from base 187 to 486 and encodes 99 amino acids. NCBI's taxonomy places the organism in Eukaryota, Fungi, Ascomycota, Pichiomycetes, Serinales, Debaryomycetaceae. The transcript has a single exon. Gene Ontology annotation, cellular component: RNA polymerase II transcription regulator complex. The record is from RefSeq and is a predicted model, not a curated record. Gene Ontology annotation, biological process: positive regulation of transcription by RNA polymerase II. Gene Ontology annotation, molecular function: protein dimerization activity; DNA-binding transcription factor activity.
UUUUUUUUUUCUUCCUUUUUUUUUUUUGUCCUUUUUUGGUCUCUGGGUGCACGGGUGUUUAUUUCCCUUUUUCACAUGCCAUUGCUCCACCUGCACUACUUUAGAGUUUAAUACUUCAUAAGUAAUAUAAGUAGUACUUUUGGUAGUACUUUAAUGCUUUCGGUAGUACUUUAGUACUUUCAAGUUAUGACUGAUGAUAAGAAGAAAACAACCAUACUCAGUGACGACCAAAAGAAGGCGCACCACAUUGCUUCGGAACAGAAAAGAAGAGAGAACAUCAGAAGCGAGUUUGACAGAAUAGUCGAUUUGACUCCGUCUCUUAACGAUCGGGAAAAUCGAAGUGAACUAAAUAUCUUGACUAAACUGGCAGACUACAUUGACUCUUUAAAAGAAGAAAAUCUCAAAUUAAUUCAGUUAUGUAAAGAAAAGGGUAUUGAUGUCCCCGCAAAUUUGAUUUAUAAAGGUCCCGGUAUCGAUAAUGAUUAAUGUCUUUUAAUUCUUAUAUAUAAUUGUGUAUUUAUAUUCUUUACCUUGAUGAUUCCAAUUUUUCAAUACGGGGAUUAUCUCCAUAUUCUUUAAUUCUAUUCCUUGACUAUUGCUUGUGA